Molecule: messenger RNA, 612 nt
Organism: Salvia splendens (bonfire salvia)
Lineage: Eukaryota; Viridiplantae; Streptophyta; Magnoliopsida; Lamiales; Lamiaceae
Exons: 2
Coding region: 1-612 (203 amino acids)
Source: RefSeq, a predicted model, not a curated record
AUGGUUGAUUUGAUCCUCUAUUCAGUAAAGAGGGAUGAUGGCAGGAUAUGGGAUAGUGGACUUCGUGAUUGGGGUUCUGAAUUGGACAGAAGGAGGGAAUAUGAUGAGAGGGGGUGGGAUAGUGGUAUGAAUGAGCGAAAUCGUGACUUGUACAGGGAGCGUGAUUUUGACGAGAGGAGAUGGAAGGAUACUGGUAUGAAUGAUCGGAGUCGUGACUUGUACAGGGAGCGUGAUUAUGAUGAUAGGAGAUGGAAGGAUACUGGUAUGAAUGAUCGGAGUCGUGACUUGUACAGGGAGCGUGAUUAUGAUGAGAGGAGAUGGAAGGAUACUGGUAUGAAUGAUCGGAGUCGUGACUUGUACAGGGAGCGUGAUUAUGAUGAGAGGAGAUGGAAGGAUACUGGUAUGAAUGAUCGGAGUCGUGACUUGUACAGGGAGCGUGAUUAUGAUGAGAGGAGAUGGAAGGAUACUGGUAUGAAUGAUCGGAGUCGUGACUUGUAUAGGGAGCGUGAUUAUGAUGAGAGGAGGUGGAAGGAUACUGGUAUGAAUGAUCAGAGCCGUGACUUGUACAUGGAGCAUGAUUAUGAUGAGGGGAGAUGGAAGAUACUAGUAUGA